UCAACUCCGCAUCGUCGCGCGUGGUUCUGUUUACGUUUCUUCAACAACCAAAUCCCACCCACCGGUUGUGUUCCGCUGAACCAUGGCCGAGCCCGUCGAAAAGCUAAAGACCAUCCGGGAGGGAAGUGCGGAAAUCCUCGUUGCGGAGCACGUCUUCUACAACCCCGUGCAGGAGUUCAACCGCGAUCUGAGCAUUUGCGUGUUGGCCACCUUUUCGCGCGUGUGGCAACGGGAAAGGGCCGAGGCGCGCCGCAAGAAGGCCAAGGAUGGACCGGUGGAGGAGGCUGUGGAACUCGUGGCCGGUCAGCGGUGUGAUCAGGGGUUGAGGAUUUUGGAGGCGCUUUCGGCGACGGGACUGAGGAGUGUUCGGUACGCGAACGAGAUUCCCGGCGUGAAGGAGAUCGUCGCGAACGAUCUGUCCAAAUCGGCGGUGGAGUCCAUCGAGAACAGCGUGCGGCACAACAAGCUGGAACAUUUGAUAACGCCGAGUUUUAACGAUGCGAUGACCUUGAUGUACACCUCGACCCACCCGGACAAGCGCUUCACCGCGAUCGACCUGGACCCGUACGGCCACCCGACGCGCUUCCUCGACGGCGCCGUCCAAUCCAUCGAGGACGGCGGUCUGCUGCUGAUCACGGCCACCGACAUGGCGGUCCUGGCCGGCAAUUCCCCCGAGGCGUGCUACGUCAAGUACGGAUCGGUUCCGCUCAAGACCAAGGCCUGUCACGAGAUGGCGCUGCGCAUUUUGCUGCGAUGUAUUGAAAGUACGGCGACCCGUUACGGACGGUACAUGGUUCCGCUGUUGAGCAUUUCGGCGGACUUCUACAUCCGGGUGUUUGUGCGGAUCUUCACCGGACAGUACGCGUGCAAGAAGAGCAGCAGCAAGCAGUCCAUGGUGUUUCAGUGCACCGGAUGCGAGACGUUUACGCUGCAACCGCUGGGCAUUUUGAAGCCCAAUCCGACCGAGCAGAACCCGGGCCAGAUCAAGUUUGGAACGCCAACGGGACCGUUCGUUUCGGCGCGGUGUCAACACUGCAACCAUCAGCACCACAUGGGCGGUCCGAUUUGGUCGGAUGCGCUGUACGACGUGGAGUUCCUCAAGGAGCUCCUCCAAACGGUUGAACUGGAGCAGUUCAAGAAGCUGACGACGAUCCGACGGAUCUACGGAACACUGUCCGUAGUCCGGGAGGAACUGCACGACGUUCCGCUGUACUACGCGCUGGACCGACUCUGCGGCAUACUUCACAUGGAGGUGGUCCCCAUGAUGAAACUCCGCUCGGCACUUCUUCACGCGGGUUACCGCGUGUCCUACUCCCACGCUAGCAAGACCUCCAUCAAGACGAACGCUCCGGUUGACGUCCUGUGGGACAUUCUACGCUGUUGGGCCAAGAAGCACCCAGUCAAGAAGGAACGCCUCAUUGAAGGAACGCCAGUCGCGGCAAUACUCGCAAAGGAACCCGAGAAGGAGUACAACCUGGAGGACCUUCACGCUGACGCGAACCCACCAAGCAGGAAGGAAUCGCUCAGCAGAUUCCCGGAGAACCCGGCGGCCCACUGGGGACCGGGAACGCGUGCUACCUUAAUGGUCAGCGACAACAAGAUGCUCAAGAGCGUCCAGAACCAGAACAAGCGGCGAAAGGGUCAAAACAAGCAAAAACCUGCGGCGGCGGCAGCCGCCAAGGACCCGAUUCGGAAUCGCCCGAGCGAAAGCACGCCAAAGUAGAGCAGAAUGGGAGCGAGGUCAAGGAAUGAAAGGUUGCGCGCGCCACGUUGUCAUGGGGCAACAAUCGAUCAAGCAUUCAUUGGGUUUUAUUCGCACAGUGUCAAACAAUUUCUGGCAAAUUCUGUUACAGCCCGGUCGCUGCUCGCGUCAAGCGCGUUGAGACUUCUGAAAAAUUAAGUUUAAUAAAAAGAAUAAUUUCAAAAA
Messenger RNA from Culex quinquefasciatus (southern house mosquito), 1927 nucleotides. It is a transcript of the gene Trm1, whose product is annotated as probable tRNA (guanine(26)-N(2))-dimethyltransferase. The transcript is spliced from 3 exons. The record is from RefSeq and is a predicted model, not a curated record. Gene Ontology annotation, cellular component: nucleus. NCBI's taxonomy places the organism in Eukaryota, Metazoa, Arthropoda, Insecta, Diptera, Culicidae. Gene Ontology annotation, biological process: tRNA N2-guanine methylation. Gene Ontology annotation, molecular function: RNA binding. The coding region runs from base 83 to 1723 and encodes 546 amino acids.